AUGCUAAGCACCAUCGUACGGUUUUCCGUACUUCCCCUUAUACUCGCAUGGCUAGUCUUGCUGGCUGCCCCCGUUCAGGCAGACAACUUCCUUUCGCACGCCUACGAGAGGCUAUGGCUCUGGGAGAGAUAUCAAAUUGCCUGUGCCAUUGAAGGACCAGACAAGCAGCAAAGCAUCCUUCCAUUUAAGACGCAAAAGGGCCAGGAGUCAAAGAACAACAAAGGCACAGGCCCCGAUAAGAUGCUCACUUACACCGAGUUCAUCACUAGGCUUGAUGACAAGCCACUCCCACCGGACGUUGGCAAGCUUACACCUCCCGGUGAUGGCAGAAGCGUCACCGAUGCUGUGUCCGAGCUGAUCAAGAACAAAGUCACUGGGGAAUUGAACAUCAUCACCAUUGACCCCAGUCUUCGAGGCAAGAACUACAACAAACCCCCAGAGAGCGGUGGGGGCAAGAAGCCAGGUACCAACGGCGGAUCAAGGUCUCUUUAUGAUCCCAAAGACCCUUACAGAACCCCGUAUACAGUUCUCUUCGACAAACUCGAGAAUUCAUUGUCAAAGUACCGCCUCGAUGACAAGAACAAAGCCGUCAUCGACAAACAUAUAGAAAACCUCAAAGCAUGCAGCAAGGCAACUGUCCAACUCCGUGCUGAAAAGACAAUGGACUUCGUUGCGAAGAAACUCGCUGCUCCAGUAGCAGACGGUGGCCUCGGUAUCGACGUCAGGCUCACAUGGAAAGAUUCCACCAUCCCGGGUGCAGACAAAUAUCCGGAGAUCGAUUUUAAGGAAACCUACGAGGCCAACAAGGAAAAGCUCAAGAACGCCGGAUUCAAGAACAGAAAGGACGUAACGGACUGGGUUACUCGCUUUGGAGAUCCCAAGUAUGCUGGAAAAGUGGAAUUCGGACCCGGAGCCUUCUCGCAUUUCCGCACCUUGGUGACUUGGAGGGACGCUGAGCACAGGAUAAAUCUCUCAGCUGCUGAGUUGGGAACGUGUAAAUUAGAGUAA
Nannizzia gypsea CBS 118893 is the source of this 1008-nucleotide messenger RNA. RefSeq lists its product as hypothetical. The transcript is spliced from 2 exons. Bases 1 to 1008 code for a protein of 335 amino acids. The record is from RefSeq and is a predicted model, not a curated record. NCBI's taxonomy places the organism in Eukaryota, Fungi, Ascomycota, Eurotiomycetes, Onygenales, Arthrodermataceae.